Messenger RNA from Hyalella azteca, 1087 nucleotides. RefSeq lists its product as uncharacterized. The transcript is spliced from 2 exons. Bases 242 to 1087 code for a protein of 281 amino acids. The record is from RefSeq and is a predicted model, not a curated record. Lineage: Eukaryota; Metazoa; Arthropoda; Malacostraca; Amphipoda; Hyalellidae.
CAACUUGUUUAUAGUGAACUCUGCUCCUCCUUCGCUAACGUUUACUCUGAGUGUCGCACAACACGCAUCGGUUUCUUGGUUUAAAGUGAACAUUUUUCGUUAAGUGAAAGUUUUUCGUUAAAGUGAAAAAUUUUCGUCAGAAGAACUACUGCAACAGUUUGACUAUCAGAUACUUUUUUCUGAAUUUGAGAAUUUUUCUAUCUCGGUAUUCCUUUAGCUAAUACCUCGUAUCAUUACCGACAUGGCGAACACCGAUGAUGUUUAUUCCCUAAUUUCAGCCUCUGGUGAUGAACAGGCGCUAGUGAGGAACUCGGACAACGCUGAGCACAAUUUCAAUGAACUAGAAAAUGAAUUACUGACCGACAUUCGUUCUCUUCACUUGAAAGCUCAGCGGCAGCCAUCACACUCAAUUAUUGAAGAACUUGAGAACAUUCUAUCGUUCAUUUUUGUUGACACUGAAACCAAGUACCUCGAAGUUAAAGAGGAUUUUACACCAGCAGCUGUAGAUAUUCUAUUAUCUGAAAUUAAGAAUAUUAUUGACUGCAUAUCUCCUACAAAAUAUGGCGAACACAAAUACGUCGAUUUUGUCGGGUACUUCAACCUGAUGGAGGCAUACAUUCGAGCGAUGGCUCUUGAAAUUGAAGACUCAAUAUCCAUGCAGAGAACUGGUCUGAACCAUGAAGCCAGACUCAAUGAAAUUAUUCAGAGUUUUUAUUCAAUCUAUGACAACGUUGUCAAGGCAGGAGUCAUCCUCGGCAACACUCACCACGAAUUAUGGUCCCCGCUUCUAAAGAAACGCUCGCUGCAAGAUAUUCUCCCACAAUCUGAAGAAGAAGAAGCUUGUCCCGUGUGUUUGGAUGUUAACAUUACAGAAGAUGAGAAUUUUGUCAUGUUCUCCAGCUGCAGACAUCUUUUCUGCCACUCAUGCAUAGCGCGGUGGCUGCAAAAUAAUUCGUCGUGCCCGAUGUGUCGUCAGCCUGUCACCCACCGCGCCUGCCGCGACGAAUUCCUGGCCUUCAAGGCGGACCAGCGCGCGCUGCAAGCCCUGCACGGCGCAGCGGGGGAAGAUGGUGCGAGCACCAGCUAA